UUGCACUGCAGUGUUCCUCAUUUAGCAGCUGCCCCAGAGCCCUGCAGAGAAACUGGAGGAAGAUUCUCAGUGAGCUUGGACGAUGGCAGUGAUGGGUCACCGUGGAGCAGUGUGGUUUCUUCCCCUCCUCCUCUUUUUCUUGCAGACGGUGCAGACAGUCCUAUCAGACACGUGCAAGGUCAACAAUGGGAACUGUGGACAGUUCUGCAAAGAUGAGGAUGAAGGAGUAGUAUGUUCCUGUGUUGCUGGCUAUGCUCUGGGUGAUGACAACAAAACCUGCAUUCCUGUAGUCAAGUUCCCAUGUGGUAAACUUCAGAGGAAGCAUGAAGUGGGUCGAGAAAGGGUUACAGCAAGUCCAGAUGCUCGUCUUAAAAAUGAGGAAGCCACUGAGGCCCCAAGCUACCAGCCUGAGGUAACAGAGGAGGCCAGCAGUUUACCCAGCACGUGUCCAUGGCAGGCUGUUCUGGUUGGGAAGCAUGGUAGCUGGUUCUGUGGGGGGACAAUCCUGAAUGAGUAUUUUAUACUUACUGCAGCUCAUUGCGUUACUGAUUCUAAGGAAUUACAGGUUAUCGUUGGGAUGGUGGACAGAGAAGAGGAAGAGCUGAGUACUGCGACGCACAGAGUGGAAGAAAUAAUCCCGAAUGCUCAAUUUGAUUCGAAGUCUUUUGACAGCGACAUAGCCCUUAUCAAAUUAAGCGAACCUAUCACAUUUUCUGAGGAUGUUAUCCCAGCAUGCCUUCCAGAAGAAGACUUUGCUAAUGAUGUUCUGAUGAACCAAACAUUCGGAAUUAUCAGUGGCUUUGGGAACAUCUUUGAACGUGCGCGGCCAGUCAAAAGAAUGAAAGUGCUUCAGGUCCCUUAUGUGGACAGGGAAACUUGCAGGCAUGCCCUUAAACAUCUAGUCACAAGAAACAUGUUCUGUGCAGGUUAUAAUAAAGAUGGACAAGAUGCUUGCCAAGGAGAUGGAGGAGGCCCCCAUGUAACCGAAUACAAGGGCACUUACUUCGUUACUGGUAUUAUCAGCUGGGGAGAAGGGUGUGGAAAAGAAGGAAAAUAUGGAAUAUACACAAAAUUGUCAAGUUUCUUACCAUGGGUGAGAAGUGUUUUGACACAAAACCCUUAGCAGCUUGACGUUUAAUCAACCUAAUUGUCUUAGCCGUCAGAUCUGAUCCCUAAAUAAUACUUUUCUGUUUGUAAAAUGCCUGCUAAAGUUCUGAGAGUUAGCACUUCCAUUAAGAGAUAUCAUCAGUUCCUUCAUGAGCUCAUGCCUGGUUUCCAGAAGGUGUGCUUGGACUUUGAACAGAGCUUGCUGGUUUUGGACAAUAAUGGAAUGUCUUCAAAUGCAAUGUUUUAGGAGACCUUUUUGCUCUUACUGACGUUGUCUGAAUUUGUCUAAGAGGCUUUGGCUGUGCUGAUAAACCUUCUAUUGAAAAGUUGCAACUAACUCAACUUUCCUGUGGCAGUACCUGCUUUAUAGAAAUAAACCUAGACAAGGAUACCAUCAAAGCAGGACACUACAAGAGCAGGCCAGCAUUUCUAAAGCCUCUGGAAAAA
Messenger RNA from Oxyura jamaicensis (ruddy duck), 1554 nucleotides. Its product is annotated as coagulation factor X-like. The coding region runs from base 83 to 1123 and encodes 346 amino acids. Lineage: Eukaryota; Metazoa; Chordata; Aves; Anseriformes; Anatidae. The transcript is spliced from 5 exons. The record is from RefSeq and is a predicted model, not a curated record. Gene Ontology annotation, molecular function: serine-type endopeptidase activity. Gene Ontology annotation, biological process: proteolysis.